UGCAGGCUGCAGGAUUUGGCGAUUUGCACUCCACCUGACGUUGCUUUGCCCGCAACUUUUGCUUGCCAUUGCCACGACGGAGGCCAAGAUCCAGCUCCUGGGCGUCCGUCCUCCAGUCCCCCUCCUCCAUUCCGGUCCUCUCAUCCUUCCAUCUCCCGUCCGUCCCUCGUCGGAGCACGAGCACCAAAGGUCCCCGGACUGGGUUCACCUCUGCUCUCCUUUUCUUCUCCUGUUCACCCCCCUCGUCAACUCGUGCGGUAUCUGGGCGACCGCCGCUGCCGUGCCGCCCUACGCCAGGUGCCCAGGUCUUCGUCGGGUCCUUCGCCGGCGAGGCGACGAGCACCCACCACCAGCUCCCUUCAACUCCACCACCAGGGGAUGAUGCCCCGGGCUUAAUUGAAUGGGCUCUCUUCUCGCCAGGACUGGCGUCCUGCCAUGGCUCCAGGCCAAGAUUGUUGAUCCCGUGCUGCAGGUCAUUAGAAGGGGAGCAGAACCCAAGCAGCUGGCCUUCUCUGCUGCCCUUGGUGUCACGAUUGGGAUCUUUCCAAUAUGUGGGACCACUGUUAUUCUUGGUGCUGUUGCUGUAGCAAUGUUGGGAAGUCGUUGCAAUGCUGUUACUGUUAUGGUUCUAAAUUUGGCCGCCACUCCAAUUGAGCUAAGCUUGAUCAUCCCUUUCUUGCGUUUGGGGGAAACCAUCACUGGCAGUGGGCACUUCCCUUUGACUGCCGACGCAUUGAAGAAUGUUCUCACUGGUCAUGCAUCAAAGGAUGUGCUACUGAGCAUCGUCCAUGCGAUGCUGGGUUGGCUUAUUGCUGCACCAUUUGUACUGGCCGUGCUGUACGCUGUUUCGUUCCCUUGUUUCAAGGUCCUGGUCAACAGGUUUGGCGGCAUUCCUUCGAGCCCCAGGACCCCGAUCAAGGCAGUGUAGCUAGUGUGGCAUGCCGAAUGCUCCUGAAAUUGUGUACACCAAAUUCUUUGUGAUGCCAUUGGGUUGAGAAUUUGAGAUGGGUUCCGGCAUCAUGUUGCUCGGUCAUCCCAGGCACUGACGAAUAAAUACGACUUCAGAGGCAUGUGUCCUCUGUAAUUCUGUAUGCUGACUUGGUAAUCAUAGAGAUGUGUAUUUAUGAGUUUACGAAGUCUUAUAAAUAAAGCUAGGAAGCACAAGGGCACGGACCACUGUGCCGUUCUUCCC
Sorghum bicolor (sorghum) is the source of this 1192-nucleotide messenger RNA. RefSeq lists its product as uncharacterized. Bases 401 to 928 code for a protein of 175 amino acids. The transcript is spliced from 6 exons. The record is from RefSeq and is a predicted model, not a curated record. Gene Ontology annotation, cellular component: intracellular membrane-bounded organelle. NCBI's taxonomy places the organism in Eukaryota, Viridiplantae, Streptophyta, Magnoliopsida, Poales, Poaceae.